AUGUCCACAGAGUGGGAGAAAUACCGUGAGUUCAACGCCGUUGCCGCCGGCCUGAAUCAUUGGCAGGUACUCUCGGCCCUUUACUUCGCCCACAGCGGUGACAGCACCGCCCCAAUGAUCAGCGUGAUCAUGUGUACACAUGUAGAUGAUUUCAUAUGGGCCGCGACUGUAGAGGGAGAGUCCAAAAUGCAGGUUGUGCUCAGUACUUUUAAGAUAGGACGUGUUGAGGAGGGCAAAUUCCGCUUUUGUGGACUUGAGUAUGUGCAACACUCCGACUUCUCCAUUGAGGUCAAUGCCCGCGAGAACACACGUGCUAUCAAGCCACUGAGCUUGCCCAAGGCCAAGGCCCCGGAGCCCGUGACGAACGCACAGCGCACGGCCUUACGCUCUGUUGUUGGCAGCCUGGCCUGGGUAGCCCGCGCCGCGAGACCUGAUCCGGCAUACCGGGUCAACGCACUCCAGACCCAAAUCUGCAAGGCUACGGUUGAAACCCUCAGAGAAGCCAAUCGGGUCGUAGAGCUCGCAUUGAAAGAUGGCGACAGGGCCAUCUUGUUCAAAGGCGGACUACUCCCAUGGCAAGCCGGUGAGUUGGCAGUCGUCACGUUUAGUGAUGCCUCAUUCGCAGCGGAAGCUGGGUACAAGUCCCAGCGUGGCCGAAUCCACUACCUCACGGUCGCCAACAUUGCCAGGGAAGCCGAAGCCAUGACGCAUCCGGCACACUUCAUCUCGUAUGGGUCUUCUACCAUGAAGCGGGUGUGUAGGGCGACUUUGCAGUGUGAAGCUUAUAGCCUGCAACAUGCCACAGAGCAUGCGGAUAGGAUUCGAGCUGCGCUCCUUGAACUCCUGGGCCGUCUCCCUAGGCUCAGAAACUGGGAUGACUACGCUCGACGGUCUCUCUUUCACCUUCAGCUCAGCGACUGCAGAUCCUUGACGGAUCAUCUCCUCAGUUCGAUUCCCCGUGCUGUUGAAGAUAAACGCCUGGCCAUUGAAAUGGCAGCGCUACGCCAGAGCUUGUGGACGGAUGAAGAGGAAAGAACCUGCAUCGCCGAUGCCCCACACGGGGACGAACUCCGUUGGGUGCCUACACAUUUGCAGCUUGCUGACGCGCUCACGAAGUCAUUGAAGCCAUUGCUGCUUAAUCAGGCACUUGAGACAGGUUCCGUGAUAGUGCGCGAGCAAUAG
Symbiodinium pilosum is the source of this 1182-nucleotide messenger RNA. The record is from the annotation of a GenBank genome assembly. NCBI's taxonomy places the organism in Eukaryota, Dinophyceae, Suessiales, Symbiodiniaceae.